AUGUUCAAUGAAAAGAGCAGCGCCUCCUUGUCCCAGAAACCCAUCCAGAAAAAGACACGACCUCAGGGCCUCCCCUCCCCAGCUCUCUGCUGUGCUUGUGGACUUUGCAUCAUGCUGGCAGGGAUCAACAUCACUUUGGUGGGAGCAUUUGCCUUUGGGACCUUCCUCCCAGUGAACAACCCUCCCAUCAUCAUUGGACCCAUCUUGCUGGUGGUGGCCUUCACGUUCUUCGGUGCCUGCUGCAUCUGCAGCAGGAGGCCCCCAGCUCACGGGGGCAGGAAAUCCAAACCAGGUUCCAACAUUGGGCUCAUCAAACCUGGCAACACAGCCUUUGAAAUUGAAACUAGUGAGCACACGGUGCAGGAUACCACAGCUGUUCAGCUGAGCCCCACAAAUUCCCCCAUCUCCUCGAAGAAGUCCACCCCUGUUCACGAGAGCGUGAAGACGUGCAAGCUCUUCACCAUGGAAGGCAACGGGCCCGUGGCCAAGUACAGCACAGGAGGAGAGGCAAUACAGCUCAACUUGCCCAGGGACCUGGCUGCAUCCUAAAGCCAGGCAGAGAUUUGGUUAACAGCCAGCCAGAUGCUGCAAGGGGUGGGCUGGAAAUCCUCGAUGUACCAUCGGUCGUAGGUUUUGGGGAAGGUGCUUGUGAAAAGCCAGCAGACAGACAGGUGUCUCUGAGUCCAUUUAAGGAAUGGGGAAUGUGACAGCAGAAAUAUCCUGGAUUUGUGCUGAGGAACAUGCCCAUGAGCUG
Colius striatus (speckled mousebird) is the source of this 754-nucleotide messenger RNA. It is a transcript of the gene TMEM275, whose product is annotated as transmembrane protein 275. Lineage: Eukaryota; Metazoa; Chordata; Aves; Coliiformes; Coliidae. The transcript has a single exon. The record is from RefSeq and is a predicted model, not a curated record. Bases 1 to 549 code for a protein of 182 amino acids.